Molecule: messenger RNA, 1498 nt
Organism: Symbiodinium sp. CCMP2456
Lineage: Eukaryota; Dinophyceae; Suessiales; Symbiodiniaceae
Source: the annotation of a GenBank genome assembly
GUCCUUCCAGCUUGCCGGGAGGCUCAAGGCUUCCCAGGAGAUUCUAGCGGAGGGCCACAAAGUCAAAUCCUGGAAGUUAUGGGUGUGGAUUCUGGGACAACAGCUUACCGGCGCUCUGGUGUUCUGGCCUGGUCUUUUCCACGCAAGCCUGUCGAUCGUCAUGCUGCUCCUCCUGGCGGCGCCUGCCCUCCAUAGGUCUGGUACUUUCGUUUCCUGGACGUUCGAUGCGAGGGACUUGUCUCUGCACAUGAUGUUCCCCAGGGACUACUCCGCCUUUGGCCUUGCCCAGGAGCAGCGGCCAGCAAGAUGGUUCAUAGCCAUUUCAGUGCUGCUGCGGCUUGGCGGGUUCUUGUCGGUAUACCCAAUGUUCAUGGCCAUGCACAUGUUCGGCUACACGCCCGAAAUUAUGGCACAAGCUGCGCGGAAUGCUGAUGAACAGCAGGCGGCUACUGAGAUAAAUGGUGCAGCGCCAUAUGCCGCCGCGAUGGCUCUUGGAGUUUUGUUUUGUUUCUCUGGCUGUGGAAUCUGUGGAUGCUGUUUCCUUUCUCGGUGCUUCUGUGUGGGAAACGAUUUCUCUGGUGCUGCAGAAGCAGAUCCCGACUUGCAGCAGCGAGUUGAAGACAGGGCUAGGGACUUGUCUGAUCAAAUGUACAAAUCGGAGCUGAAGCCCGCGUUCAAAGAGUAUGUGAUGCUGCAUGUCGACAUGCUACUUUUCGUUUGGGAUUUGGUGUCGGAUGGACUCGCAGCGUGGAAAUUCUUCGAAUUGGAACUAUACGGAUUCUUUGCGUUCCAAACCGCCAUCAUGUUCAUGGCCUUGUGGGAAGAAACUCGGGUGGUCCGGCGGCUGGGAAAUGUGCAGACAGUAUACUGCGCGGUUGCUGAGUCCAGUAUGCGAGGGUGGCCGACAGAUAUCCUGCUUGCCAUUAUGAUGCAAGAGAAGAUGAUUGAGGCAAUACCCUCGUCGAUACUGUUUGGUUUUGCAUCUGUCUACUUGCCACAGAGUGGAGGACGCCAGCUCUUGGGGCACGACAUUUCGUAUUUGUUGUAUCUGAUCAGUCUCUUCAAGACCUUCACGAGCAUGUAUAACUCCACAAAGGCUGCAUACGUACUUAUGCAUCUAGAUCUAGGUCGACACAUUGCCGCGGCUGUGGAGCGCCUGGGAUUGCCAAGCGCUGAAGGCCCGGCGCGGGCUGCAGGCAUGCCUGCGCAAGUUGGUCCAAGCCAUCGACAAGGACCUCCAGCUGAUUUAGUGGGACCUCCAGGGCUUGCUAACUACUCAGCACUACCAGGAAUUGCACCUCCACCCACUGCUCCCCCAGCCUUUCCACCAACUACUCCGCAGCACGAGGCUCCUGCGCAGCUACCCGGUGCUUCCCGAAAAGCCGCUCCCAGAGUUUUAAUUCGGCCCUCGAUUCUGUCCUCCAGUCAAAGGCCUUCCAUGGCUGCAUUGCCACCUAUCCAGGUUGGAGCACCAAGGCGUCCUGUCGACAAGGAGUGA